Molecule: messenger RNA, 2968 nt
Organism: Hemiscyllium ocellatum (epaulette shark)
Lineage: Eukaryota; Metazoa; Chordata; Chondrichthyes; Orectolobiformes; Hemiscylliidae
Gene: cd164
Product: CD164 molecule, sialomucin
Exons: 7
Coding region: 76-657 (193 amino acids)
Cellular component (GO): cytoplasmic vesicle
Source: RefSeq, a predicted model, not a curated record
GCAGCGGCCGGAAGUUGUUGGUGGAGGAGGCCGCUGCUGGAGUGUCGAGUCCCUCUGCGCUUUACUGUUGUCGUGAUGCGUUGGCCGCUACUGUGCGGGGUAUCCGCCGCCAUCCUACUGUGCUGGAGUGGGAGGCUGUGUGCGGUGGGAGAGACAGAGAGGUGUGGCGAUAUCAAGGACUGUAUUAAUUGUACAUCCUUUACGAAUCUCUCAAAUGCCAACUUGACCUGCUUGUGGAUGGCCUGUGAAGAUAGAGUGGAGAAAUGUGUCAAUUCAUCAGAGGCAUCGAUAAAUUGCACAAAACUGGAUUCAUGUGAAGCUCCAACAGCAGGUCCAACUACUAAUUCAUCCGCUAGAACUUCAAACACAUCCACUUCAGUCCCUGCAACUAUAGCUCCAACUGCCAGUUCUUCAAACUCUUCUACUUCAGUUCCUGUCACACACUCGAGCCCUCUGACACCCAAUGCCACCAGUCUUGCUCCAACAACAGGUACAUCUAAUGCGACGACUCUAGUACCACCUCCGCCAUCUAAGAAAUCUACUUUUGAUGCAGCGAGUUUCAUCGGGGGAAUUGUACUUGUGCUUGGAUUGCAAGCUGUAAUCUUUUUUGCUGUGAAGUUCUGCAAAACCAAGGAUAGGAACUACCACACGCUCUAAGCACCUCCCUGAUGGAUCACAAUAUCUUGGCUUUUCUCACAUUGGUCUGCUCUGUAGGUUAAGUUUCAGGAGAAAACACUAUUCUUUAGAAUUAGCCAUAUCUUUAAUGGUGUAUGUGGUUCAACUUUUUGAUUUAAGUUUUGAUUUGCCAUUUGUUCAACAGGCUUGUGAAUUUUAAUUGAUCCGAACACAUGGGCACAUGAUUUAUUUGGGGGAGGGAAAACAGCCAUGCCUUAAAUAAAUGUGGCCUUAUUCCUGCUAAAGUUUUGACCUUGGAAUAUGGGCCCCUGUCAAAUAAACUCAAGUUCUUUAUUCAAGAAAUAUUUCUCUUUUAGAUUUUUCAGUGUUAAAAUGGUUGAUUUGCAAUCCAGGGCUGCCAACUGGGCUGAUAACUAAUUUGUUGCAGUAAUGUAAAUGUUUUAGUGAACGUUCCAAAGUGAAUUACAUGUUUUGGAUUAUUUGCACUAGAUCCCGAUUUAGUCUGCCACUCUUAGUUCAAAUCUCCAAAGUAACAAAUUCCAUUUUCAAGUGAUCUUGGUUGUAUGCCUUGCAUAAAUGGGUGUUAAAUCAAACACGUUAUCCACUUUUUUUUUUAUUUGGGAUUUACUGUUGGAGAUUUGAAAGUUUAACCUAGUUCGCGUAUUCUCCUUUGCCUUUUGUGAAAUACUGCAUGUUAUGGUACUUUGAAGAUUUCUGCAUUAUUGUGAAUUGUACCUGCAUUCUGUUUACAUAUUUGUGUAAAGUGGAAGAAUAGAGCAGAUUAUAUGCAAGAAGGAUUUUAUUUUCUUUGAACAGUAUCGCUAAAGUUGGUAGCUCUUGCAGUGACUUUAAUGUGAAGAAUUUAACAUAGCUUGAAAUUGUUCUGAUGUGUGAAGAUUGGAAGACAAUCAUUUCAGAUUAAAUUUCUAAAUCUUGAAGUGUAGUAUAAUGGUGUUUAAUUCUGGGUUGGUUAAGUGCUUUUACGUUGUAAAUGAUUUUGAUCAGUUGUGUACAGUAACUUUGCAGUAAUUAUUUUGUACGGAGCAGUAGCUCUUGUACAUCUUAAAAAUGAAAGCAAUUGAAAUGUGGAUGAUAACCAGGAAAGUUACUGCAUUCAGGGUUUUUAAAAAAGUGGUGGUGUAUAAAAUUAUUAGUCUGAGGUGGAUAAUUUGAACAUGGAUAGAAUGAUUGCCCAGACUUUUUUUUAUUUGAUAACCAAUGAGGUUUUUGCUUUUGAAAUGCAAGAUACAUUCUACUUUGAUUAAUCCUCCCCUCGCCUUCAAAGCUGAAUCCAAAGCUUUGAGAAAAUGUGCCUCUGCUGCAUCUGCUUUAAAGUUGGAUGCAUUGCGACUGCUUCCUGGAUCAGAACUUCAGAUUGUCAAUUUUUGAAAGUGACCUAAAAUGUUUCUCUCUCCUUUUUUCUAUAGUCCCUCCCACCUCUCGAAUAUAAUAAGCUACAUAGAAAUCAGACUUGCUCCAGGUUUAAUGCAAGUGGAGUGCUGCUCAAUUGGCCACCAAUUUGUGGGUAACCGGAGUAGUUUUUGAAUGUUUCAGACAAACAGCACUAGCUAAAUUGUACAUCUCUUGUAUGACAGUGUUCUGUUUGUGACUUUUUGAAUACUGAAAUUUGCUUUCAUCAAAAUCUUGUAAUAUCCAAGCUAAUUUCAAGUGCUCUAACUUGUCUUUUUAUGGACAUUAUCUUGUCUCAUUGCUGCACUUGCAUUUGUUUUGUCUGUCAUCUAAAACCAAAGGGAUUAUCUUGUCGUUUUGUUCUUUGCGCAGCUGCAUACCUUUGCAUUAAAUUGAUAAAGCUUUCAUUAAACUGCAGUAUAUACAGUAUGUGAACUUGGGUAACCUACUUGGGCAUAACCAGACUAAAUUGCAUUCAGCUGCAAGGGGCCUUGUUGCUGAACUGUUUUUCACAUGCUUUAAUUUAUUGCACUGAAAUAUUCACUGCACCCACACAGUACUUUGCAGCUGCAGACUGUAUACUGUCCUCUUGUUUCAGGUGCUCAAGAUUUGCACUGUAUCUAGGCUGUGCAAUUGAGAAUUGAAUUCAGGUUAAAGUGCCUUAAAGGAUACUUAGUAAGCCAUUGACUUGAAGUAUGUAAUUGGAGGGCAGGGGAGUUGAGAAAGAGACCGUGUUUAAUGUUGUUUUGGAAGUGCUUUGUUAAGAACUCUGCCUUCACUUGCCAAAGUGUGAUGUAAUGUGUAAAAAGCUGAAGUUUUUUUUGAUGUCUGCUUUACCUGUAACAUUGUGAAGUGUUGUUACACCCCACAAUAUCUCUGAACAGAAUGUGCAACCAUACCAACCAAUAAAUUUCAUGUUUUA